UGAUUUUGCAUUUCCGGGGAGGAGAAAUGUUUGUGAACAAAACAGUUCUCCCUGUCAGCUCGUGCACAUUACUUUGCAUGGCUGUGCACAGCACAGCCAUACAAAGCAGUGUGCUUACAGUGAAGCACACACAUAUGGCCCCCCAUAGUAAAACACACCCAGCACAGAGUUAACCCUUUGAUCACCUCACAUGUUAAUCACUUCCUGCCCAGUGCCAUUAGUACAGUGUCAGUGGUUUUUUUUAGCACUCAUCACUGUAUUGGUGUCACUGGGGAUGUCAGUGACACCAAGUCAGUUUCUUUCAGUGUCAGAAUGCCCGCCACAGUCCCGCUAUAAGUCACCGAUCACCGCCAUUACUAGUAAAAAA
Molecule: messenger RNA, 367 nt
Organism: Staurois parvus
Lineage: Eukaryota; Metazoa; Chordata; Amphibia; Anura; Ranidae
Source: the annotation of a GenBank genome assembly